Molecule: messenger RNA, 3027 nt
Organism: Bactrocera dorsalis (oriental fruit fly)
Lineage: Eukaryota; Metazoa; Arthropoda; Insecta; Diptera; Tephritidae
Exons: 6
Coding region: 737-2281 (514 amino acids)
Source: RefSeq, a predicted model, not a curated record
CCCGGCGCACAGAUCAAACUCGGCGCUGGUGGCUUACGGUGGCGUGUGGCUCGACUUGUGGUGCGAUUGACGAGUAUAUACGAUUUGUGCGCCAGCAAAGAAUUUGAUUUGAUUUGGUGGGUGAACCACAUAAAUAUAGUUUAGCGGCAGACAAAUAUCGUUAAAGUCAAAACACGGCUGCGUUGGCUUCAAAGUCGGUUUACAGCAGAAAAAAAGUAGUUUUAAUAAAUAUAAUAUAUAGAGUUUUAUAAAAAGUGUACUACCUGUGCGCACUCACUUCAUUCUUUGCCGCAUACAAAGUUUAUGAACUAAGUGACUGACUCGCCUCAGCUUUCAGUGUAUACAUACAUAUGUAUGUAGUCAACGAGUUGAAUAACCGUCCAACAAGUGUGAGUGUAGUGCGGUGUGCUAUCGCUGUGUAGGUAAUGCCGUGUAGACACAGAACAUAAUGUUCCAUGAAAGAAUAUAGGAAAUAGUGACAUUGUGACAAAAAAAACUACAAGAAUGUGCGCUCGCAGGUGUGUGGUUUUGUGAAAGUGCCAAUCGAGUAUUUGUUAAAUUGUUAAGAAGCAAAAGAAAUUAUGUUCUAAAAAGUGAAACUUCAACGCAGACGGCAACUACAAAAUUUGCGCAGAAUAUAGCUAGUUUGCGGAAAUACUGACAGACUGCUCAAGCUUCAUUGGCGGCGAAGACUAAAAAGCAUAUAAACACCCUCAAAAAAACACAGAAUCUCAAAAUGAAACGCCGGAAGCUACUACUCUGUUGGACGAUCCUACACUCUGGUCUCAGCCUAAUUGCUUUUCUCACAUUACUGCUUAGUAAAACUACACAAGCGGCGAUUGUGCCACCGCCUUGGAGCGAUCCAGAAAAGAAUCCCUGCGCCAGCAUGCCCGGCGGUUGGCAAUUGCUCUACUGGCCGCCGCUUAAACAGUGCUUUAAAAUCUUCACAAUCGGCUACCCGUGCCCGGAGACGAUGGAACUGAGCCCAGCGCCGAAUGUGGGUAAAACGAAAUCGGCGCGCCUUAAUGCACCAGCAGCUGAAUGCCGCUGUCCGCCAGGCACUGCGCUAAGUGCGGAGACGAAUAAAUGUCAUGAGAUAUUUAAGCGUGGUCCAUGCGAACAUAGUGCAUACUUUGCGCCAUUGCCGGAAGAACGCGCGGCAAUCAGUGGCGGACGAAGGUCCAGCAAUCGUUGGGGCAGCUGUAAAAUGGCCAAGCAAUGCCCGAUGGGCAUGAUUUUUUGGCCGAAAGAUGGCAGAUGCUAUGCGCAGUACACGAAAGGACCUUGUGUUAAAGGCAAGCUGCUGGUUUUGAAUGAAGAUGGACUGGGCGAAUGUAAGUGUGAACCCGAAGGUGCACUGCGCGAUUAUUUUUACGAUCCCGAAGAGACGUGUCAUGAGCAUUAUACCAAAGGUCCUUGCUCAACACCCGGUGAGCUCUUUCUGCCUGGUGGACGUUGUGAUUGCCAUCGGCAUUUACCACACUACAACGAGGAUCAUCAAAUGUGCUACGAAUUGAACACACCAGGGCCCUGUCCGCCGGGCCAUAUCUUCAAUCUGCCAGACAAUUUCACGGCCGCCAACACAGCGACAGACAUACCCCGCGCACAGUGUCAGUGCAAGGACGGCUAUGUGCCCUGGAAUGAUGGACUGUGCUACCGCCUCUACACAAGGGGACCAUGUGGGCCCAACGAAUUUCUAAUUAAUGCAACCAAUUGUGUGCGCAACUUUUGCGGCAAAAGUCGUCUGUAUUUUCCCGAGGAGAAUACAUGCUAUCGCAUUGGCUCACAAGGUCCGUGCUCAUUGCAUCAAGUGGUUGUAUUCGACUUCACGUCCCGACCCUCAGUCGAUGGCAUUUCAUACAACGGCAUUUGCGGUUGCUCCGGCGUCAUUUGGAAUCUCGAUCAACAAUGUUCGAAUAUCGAUAAUGGAGGUACAGAAGAUGAAAAUACGUGCGAAUCGACACCGGGUAUGGUAGAGCUGAAUGGUAAUUGUUAUAAAUUAUAUACGAGAGGACCAUGCGGACCGGGCCAAUGGUUGGAGCCGAUCAAAACACAUACACUCGGCCCGCAAACGCAACGCUUUUUAGAUACGAAGGCGAAAUGUGUCUGUCGGCCCGGCUAUACGCUCGCCGAGGAUGCUGGCGAGGAUGAGCAAAAUUUACCACGUGCGCGCAUAACACGCUGCAAUGCGCCCACGGUGGGAUUAGCGAGGUAUUUGAAUAAGCAACGUGAAAAUUCGAAAUUCAAUACAAAUUCUAAUUUUCCCAACUUUCAAUUUUAAAACUAACAAAGUCAGCGUUUGCUUGCCUAAGUAUGUAUGUAUGUAUGUAAAUAUAUUAAAUUUAAGCCAAACUGAAUACUGUAAGCUCUGCUGCAUCCAAUCUUUUUUAAAUUCUUUGUAUAAACAUUUUGAUAAACUUUCAGCUCUUCUAUUGUAAUUUUUUCAAAUUAUAAAAAAAACUGUGUUACUAUGUAAAUAGAUAUUCUAUUCAGCUAUUCAGCACUUAUUUGGGUUCUAUACACUCGUAUAUUGUAUAUAUGUCAAUAUCCAUAUGUAUAUAUUUAAAUCUUUCAAUAUGUACAACGCCCUGAACUAUAAAUGUGACUCUUUGGUGCAUGCCAACCUCUGCUCAACUAUCCUGCUCUCUUGCCAACAUAUCUACAACUACUCUCUGUGCCUGCGUCUGUUCCUCAGCAUGCCCGCAUGUUUGCCUUCAUAAUCGCUAAUUAUUACGUACAUAUUAUGUAUAUUUAUAUGAAUUUACUGUUAUAAAUAUAUUUCGAUUCUCUUCAUAUUUUUAGAUGGUUUUUAGAAAUUUUCGGAUAGCACGGAUAAAUCAAACAUAUUAGAAGGCAUAAAAUAUUGUAUUAAAUUAAUUGUAAAUUAAAACGAAAAUUUAAUGUAAACAUUAAAAACUUAAAUUCGUUAAGAAAUUAUAAUUAAUUCGAAAAAAUAACUAUUAGCUUAAGUAAAGCAACAUUGUUAGUGUGUGUUUGAGAUUUCUGUGUGCCAUUUGAAAUCAAAUG